GAAUUGUUGUAGGCCUACUUGAUGUUUAUGCCUAGUUGCUCAGAGGAUUGAUUACAGAACUGAGAAGUCCUCCAUCUGCAGAAACGAUUUCGACAUUAUUCUAGGUAAUGGUUGACCAGCACUGACCAGCCAUCAUCAUGCCACCGUCAAGAGGGGUUAAAAAGCCGAAGGAGGAUAAGAGUGACCAUCGAGUCCUUGCCAAUCGCUACCGCGUAGAGAAGAAACUCGGUAGUGGGAACUUUGGGACAGCAUUCCUGGUGUUUGACAUGAAGGCAAAUCCUGAUAAAGGCGAAGAACAGUGGAAAGUAUUAAAAGAGAUAUCCUGUGGAGACUUGGCCCCUGAUGAAACGGUAGAUGCCAUGCACGAAGCCAAACUCCUCUCGAAGCUUCAGCAUCCUAACAUUGUCAAAUUCUACGACAGCUUCCUCGACGGAGAGUUCUUCUGUAUCAUCACUGAAUACUGUGAGGGAGGCGACUUGGAUGAUAAGAUCACUGCAUGGAAGAAAGCUGGGAAGAAAUUUGAUCAGAAUGUGGUUAUGGACUGGUUUGUUCAGCUCUCUCUAGCAGUGCAGCACAUGCAUAAAAGGAGAGUGUUGCAUCGUGACCUGAAGACCAGGAACAUCUUUCUAAAGAAGAACAUGAUCAAGAUUGGUGACUUUGGUAUCUCCAGGGUGUUGAUGGGAACGACUGACAUGGCCAGCACGUUCACUGGGACACCGUAUUACAUGAGCCCAGAGGUUCUCAAACAUGAAGGAUACAACAGCAAAUCAGACGUCUGGUCAAUAGCAUGUAUUUUGUAUGAACUGUGUGCCUUACAACAUGCCUUUGAAGGACAAUCUUUGAUGGGUGUCAUGUACAAGAUUGUAGAAGGGAAAACCCCUGAAAUUCCUAACCAAUAUGAUAAGAACAUCCAAGAAAUACUCAAUGUAAUGCUUAAUAGAGAUCCUGCCAAAAGACCAUCAGCAGCUGAAGUUACAAAAAUUGCAUUUGUUACACGACAUAUAGAGAAAAUGAAGAACAGAUUAGCAGAGUAUCGUGACCAACAGGAAGAGGACGCUAAGAAACUCAGCCAGGACACACAGGAGCUAGCCCAGAUGUACCGGGAGAAAACCCACUAUGAGGAUCUCCAGAAUGAAUCCAUGAGGCAACGCCAACAAGAGGAGGAGGUAGCAGAGUAUGGAGGGGAGACGACAUACCCCAAUCCGCAGCAAGGUCAGAAAGAUCCUCUCCAGGGGCUGACCCCAAAGGAGAAGAUGCUCCUGAGGAAACAACAGAAAGCUGAUCAGGAAGCGAGAAAACUGAGCAUGCAUGCAAGAAAUAAUUUACAGGAGAACCUGAUAAGAAAGGACAUACUAAGAGAAACAAUGGGUACGCAAAAAAGACCAGCAUGGCAAGGAGGGAGAGGAGAGCCUAUGCCUCCAUGGGUGCGUGAUAACCCUCAGGUUUACAUGGAUCCAGCCUUCAGAGGUUCAAUGCUUCCUCAGGCUCCCAACAUCAGUGUAUACUACGAGGAUGGUACCCCGGCCUACACAGGGGAAGAUGGUUACUGGGAAAGAGAAGACAUUGGCACAGUCAAGGAAGCUCCUGCAAGAACGCCAUCACCCAGAUAUUCAUCCAGCGAUGACAGGCCGAUCAAACCAGCAUCAUCACCAAAUCCAUAUGCAGGGGCUGGCAAUAGCACUUUAACACCAUCUUCAGACAACCGACCAAUCACCCCUAUGAAGAAAUCAAUCAACCUAGAUGACCCAGACAUUGCCAACGCAACCCCACCGGGUGUCCCGCAAACCUCAAACAAGAAAGCACCUGCCAAGAAACAACCGGUCAAGAAACAGCCAGUCAGCAAGCAGAACUCCAAUCCAAAGUCGUCCAAGGUCGAGACGACGCCCUCCUCAAAAGCAGCCACUAACGGAAAGCCAAAGAGUGCCAGCCCGAAGAAGGCAACCACACCCUCCUCGCCUCAGAAGAAGCCUGCUAUGACGCGGUCCCCACCUCCGGCCGAGGAGGAGCGGAGGACACCCACGAUUAAGAAGAUGGAGAGGAUGACAUCGAUGGAUGAGAUGAGGAAUCAGUUGCAAAUGAUAGCAGCUGAGAUACCUGAUGAUGCGGAUGCAGCGGAGACGUUCUAUUCUCAACACGAGGACUUUGAAUCAGAUUCAGGGUCAGAACCAGAGGACGGUCAAGAUGAUUACUCGGCACUGAUGGAUUGUAUGCAAGAUGCACUAGAUAAAACAACCUCAGAUCAAAAUGCAACCAUCACAGAUGAUACCGUGGGCUUCUUCUCACCUUCUGUCAGAGCUAAGAAGAUUCAGAACCUCAGAGCUGAAUGUGAGAAGAAGUUUGGGAAGGAGUCUUUCAAGACUGCCUAUGCCUUCUUGAAGGAUGCCAGGUUUGGUGAUAUGAAGGACACCAUGGAUGACACCAUGAUCAUGCGCAAGCUACGGGACUACGUCAAGAAUGUCAGUGAUUGUUUCCUCAUAGAUCAGCUACUGUUCUUAGAAGAGCAAGCCAAAGUUUCCUCUGCUUAUUAAAUAGUAGAAUGGUAGAUAAACCAAUGAACAUUUGAAUGUGAUCUUGCACAAGCUACGGGAUCUUGUAAAGAAUUCCAGUGACUGCUUCGUCAUGGACCAACUUCUGUUCUUAGAGGAACAAGCCAAAGUCUUCUGUGCUUACUAACUUUUUAGACCUGAUCAUGCAGAAAUCAGUCAAUGACGUCAAGAAUAUCGGUGAUUGUUUCCUGAUAGACAACCUCUGUUCUUGGAGGGGUGUGCUAAUGUUAUUUUUCUGUUUUUUGUUGUGAGAGAUGAGCUAGUCACUAUUUUGCAUGACACAAUGAUCAUGCACAAACUAUGCGGCUGUGCCCAGAAAGCUUUGGUUAAUGACAAAUUUCAUAAAAUGGUCCCAGGAUAAUACAAGAUCAAUAUGUGAAGAACUUGUUGCACAUCUUUAAGCUUCUUUAGUGCCAUACCAUUGAGCAUUCGAAGUGUCUGUUCCUUUUCCUUCAUAACUUUCAUUCUUCUUUCAUGUUAAUUGGAAUUUUUAGGGGGGGGUAUUACUGAUGUAUAACUAAGAAGGAGCAAAUAAUCACUUGCCAGGCUUUCAUUCAUUAGCAUUCCAUAUCUUUCUGCUCCAAUAAUAACUCAAAUUAUUAUUUUUUAUUGUUGUUUAUCAUAUUAUUUUUCCAGUGUUAUAUGAUUUCUGAUAACUACUGUAUAGUGAUUAAUGUUGGCGCAUUCCACUGUAUUUCAUUCCAUGAUCCCCCCGAUCAAUGCAAACCUCUUCUCUGAAAUAUAGCAUCAUAGAAUAGUCCUAUUGAGUGAAUGAUGAUCUAAGAGUUGUUUAUCCAAAUUUUAGACAUGUACAUGUAGAUGAAAAAGUUCAGUUUUCUGCCACCUCCUUUGAUUUUAAGCUCUUUCACCCAAUCCAAGAUCACAUAGCUUUUCAGAAAAUGAAUAAAGUGUGCUUCAUGUGCUUUAUCAUUCUUUCAAUUCAAUGUUAUGCCAAAGAUUUGUAAAUUGUCAGAGAAGAUGAUGUGAAUUGCAAGCAGCAUAUUCUUUCAUACAUGUGCACUGUCAUGUUUAAUUUUGUUUGGUACUACCACUUUUGUGUCUUGUAGACAUUCAUUUUUUGGGGGUGAAUUGGUCUCGUCCCACUCUCCUGCAGAGGAUAAACAUUAUUACGAUACCACAAAAGAAAUAAACAUGUAGUGCCUUUUCAUUUGUGGCUUCACAAUUAACAUACAUAUGUUGGUCCUGAAAAUCAAAACCAGAACUCAAUAUUUCCACGUGUUUUCUUGUCUUCAGGAGAAUGAGCAAAAGAUGUAGGCAGGCUAUAUAUAUACUGUGCCAAGGCACCACUUUAUUUACCAUGUCUUGCAGGAUACAUGUCUCUGAUUGGCUGAAGAAGUCACAUGAUAUCUACAUAUGCGGACAUGAGUGACAGAGUUGCAGACGUCAGUUACGACAAUACAGGGCUCGCAAUACAGCUGAAAACUCUAAUUACCGAAUGGUAAUUGGCAGCAAUUGCCAUUUUCAGCUGUAUUGCGAGCCCCUGAUGCAUGUUGUCACUGACGUCCACAACUCUGCAUGGAGGAACUUUGAUGACCUAUGUCCCAGUAGGAGCAAUAAGUGUAAUUCGUAACUAAGUAAGUGAGCACCACCACACUUUGUAUUUACCCCAGAUGAUAAGUAAAUCCAUCAGCAUUUUGUUGCUAGUUCACCUGUAGGGCCUUUAACAUUGAAAAGUCAUCCAGGUUCAUUGUGGUAUAUUCAUUCAGUGUAGAAAGGUUAUGAGCAGAUUUGUAAAGCUACGGUGUUUUUGAUGACAGGCUUUGGCACUUAGAUUUUGAGGUGAUUGUUUAAAAAUUAAUUUUUUUGUUGAGUGGAUGUGUCUUCUCCAUCAAAUAUUGGAUUGAAUAUAUAAGCAUCAUUAUUUUCAUGUGCAUUAAUCAUGCAUAACAUUUGGUUUAUUCACCAUAUGCUUUUGUUUUACGGAAAGCAUAUACAAUGUGGUUAUUCGUAUUAUGUAUUCAUGCAAUAAUUUUCAUUAUUUUUUGUGGUGUUCAAAAACAUUAUGCAGAAAUAGUCUAUUUUCAUAAUCAUAAUGUGUGAUGUAGAUAUUGCAAAAAUGUUUUGCUUGCUCUACCCAAGUAUGUAGUGCAGUGUUUAGGUGUGUGGGUUAUAUAUUAUCUAAAUGCAAUGCUUUUGAAAUUACUCUGCCUUGCAUUAUACCACCAUUCUAACACACUUUUGAAUUUUUAGAAAGGGUUAGAUUACUUUCUCAUGUAAAUCAUAAAACGUAAUCAUUAUUGCCAAAGGGGGCAUUGUCUAAUCAAGUGAAUUUCCUGUUGAUUACCUCAUUUUUUUAUAAUCAUCAUUAUCAAAUACAAAGAUAAUUUUUGUAUUUCAAUUUGUUUAUAGCUGAAGAUAUGUAGACAGCUCACUUUUAGAGUCUUGAAAAACUCACAAAUGCCAAGGGGAUAAUGGUUGUAGUUAGAGCUUGUAUGAUUUUUUUUUACCUUUUCUCUAGUCAAUGAAGAUGUGGUAGGAACUAUCACUCAGAAAUAUCUGUAUAAUGUUUGCGAUAUUAACAUGUUAUACAGUGCACUGUGGCAGUUUUUUUGAGGAGUUCAAAGUCAUUUGCUUUGUCAAGGAUCUUAUUUUAGUCGUCCGGAGAACUGUUGGUAUCUUGAUUUGGGUAUCAGCAGAAUGUUUAGAAAAUUUAUCAUACUGUCAGUAUGUUUCCAUGGAAAUACUGAUUUUGCUUGGCUGUUAAACAACAAUCAUAUUAACUGUUUAUGGUAGUAUAAGUAGUACAUAAUUGGGAAAUAAUUUCCAAUAGAUACAUUUUAAAGCACAGAAAUGUAAUCCAAGUGAAUUUGAUAAAGUCACUUUCUUUUUUAAACCCGUUACUGUGAAUUCAAAACUUUCUGAAUCUUGUUCAGUUAAGACACACACGUUGCCUGUUUAUAUCACUGCCCUUCUAAAUCUUUCAUAAAUGGGUGUUAAUAAUAAUCAUCAAGCUAAUCACUUUCCUUGACACAUUUAGGCAUUAAUUUGAGCAAGAUGGUGUUUUAUUAAAGCUGUUCACAAGUUAAUACCCAACUGGUUACCCUUUCCUGCUGGAUGAAAUAUUCCCUCUUUUGUUUUCUUAACAGAAUGGGGAGGUAAAUUUCAGUAACAUUAAAUGUUAGAGUUAUUCAACAACUUUAUUUAGGUGUUUGUUAAGACUUGUAAUGUACAAACACCAGACUUAAGUUAAAUGGGAACAAAAUGAUUUAGAAUCUUAAUUGACACCAAAGAAGAGGAGUCUUUUGUUAACAUUUCUGAUCUGACACUUUCCUUGAAUUUGAUUGGCUUAGAAGUACAGUUCCUAUGGUAACUGUGGAAGUGUGAAUAAAAUAGGACUCGUCGGCUAAAACGUCUGACAAUUCCUUUCAUGAAACUUUUUUUUGCACAUGUCAUGUGCAAAACUUAAGAACACCUUUAACUCCACCCAGGUGUUGUAUUAGAGCAUAGGUUGUAUGUGGCACUGUAUUCCAAUGAUGAAAUAGAGGAUUUAUAAAUGGUUUAUGAAUUGAGGUCGAAAAUGAAGAUCCUGUCUAAAUAUAGAACACGGACCUCAAUAUAGCUUAAUUCAUGUAAAUAUAUAAGUGUAUCUGUAUGUAUUCUUUUCACCUUUUGUGAAUAUUUGCUCACUGAUUUUGUGCACAUUGAGCAUAUUUUUUUCACCGUCCAUUCAUGUAUAUGCAACUUCAUGUAUUCCUUGCUAUCAUGUGUGAAAUCGUAUUCAUAUUCAGUACUCUAGUAUGUAUUGUAUAUUAUAAUAUAAAAAUGAGAUACUAUUGCACAGGAGGGAUCAUUGGUCUAUUUGAAAAAAUGUUUUUAGUAUGAGUAGUAAAUUUAAAUGGGGGUAAUUACAUUACAAGGAUAUCUCAAAGAUUGAAGUUGUGACGUAUAUUAUUUGAAACUCAUUUGAAAAUAUUAUAGAAAACAAGACAAAUAGUCAUUAAUUUCUUGGUACUUUAUUUCCAUCAUGAUCUAGUCUAUCACAUAGAAAAAGAUUACCAUUGAGUCAGUAUAUAUAGCAUGUAAAAAUACAUUCAGAAAAAACAAGAUUUAUGUCUGAUCAUGCACAUGAAUUGUAUUUUUCUAUCAUAUACAAUAAUGAAAUUGGCAAACAAGAGCUUUUUCACUUGCAAGGGAGUUUAUAUGUACAAGUUCAAAUGACACAGAAACAAAUGUUAUUAAAACUAGGGGGUGUGUUUGACAAAGUAUGACUAAGGGUCAUGCUUAUGCCUAUCAAACAUGUAAUCUGAUUGGUGGAUCCAUGUUGGUAUGCAUCCUUUGUGCAUGAUCUGACCAAUGAAGUGAUGCGUUAUAUACCGCAGGCAACUGAACUUUAUAUUUGACUCCAAGUCCCACUUAAAUAUUUGUGAAACUCCCCCCUGGUCUAUUUCAUGAAAUAUCACUUUAAAAUGACAGUCACUUAUGCUGCAAUCGCUGUCACACGAUGAAUAGAUUUAAAAAUUCAUUUUGUAGCUGUAGAAUGAAAUGCUUUAAACUGUCUCGUCCUGAUAAAUAAUUAUACUGCAAAUUCCUAUUGUCAUGCCUUGAUGUUGAAUCACCUUGAAUUAUCAAAUAUUUAUCGAAUUAAUUGAAAUCAUGUUGUAUUAAAUAAAGUU
Molecule: messenger RNA, 7180 nt
Organism: Lytechinus variegatus (green sea urchin)
Lineage: Eukaryota; Metazoa; Echinodermata; Echinoidea; Temnopleuroida; Toxopneustidae
Product: serine/threonine-protein kinase Nek11-like
Exons: 15
Coding region: 138-2528 (796 amino acids)
Biological process (GO): protein phosphorylation
Molecular function (GO): ATP binding; protein kinase activity
Source: RefSeq, a predicted model, not a curated record